ACUCCUGGGUUAUUCUUCCCCAGGCCACUGCUGCUCGAACUACGUACCAAGUCAGUUUUUUCUCGCACUCGUUAAGAUCGAGCCAACACGAGAAGUCGCCACUAAUAAAUUACAGUUUUUACUGCCCUCUAUCAGUCUGCGCCGCGAACCCGAGUUAUUUAUACGUAAAAUAAACAUUAAUCAACAAUAACAGCAGUUGUCAGCGCGUGCAACCAGCCUAGCCCCGCCCGUCGCACAAGCAAGAUAGAACAGACAAAAUGUUCGCAGUGAUGCAAAUCGACGAAGACCACACACGGGACUUCAGGCGCAAGCUGCGGCCGAAGUGCGAGUUCGUGUGCAAGUACUGCCAGCGCAGGUUCACAAAGUCCUACAACCUGAUGAUACACGAGCGCACGCACAAAAGUCCCGAGCUCACGUUCAGCUGUGAGGUGUGCGGGAAAUCGUUCAAGCGCCAGGAUAAUCUACGCCAGCAUAGAUGUAGUCAAUGCUUGUGGCGGUGAAGGAAGGAGAAAGCACGAUCCAACUCAGCGGUCUCUCUUACACGAUAGAAGAAAUCCAUUACAAUCCAAACAAGGAGGCCGCAUGUCUAAGAUGGUGAUCAUUCAAGACUCAUGUGUAUCCGCAUUUAGUAAUAAUCGGGAUAAUCUCUACGUAACAGUAUUCGUGCUUCACCAUUAACUCCGCCAGGAUGGGAUCUUGUUAUUGUUCGAAUUUAUCAGAAAUUUAAGCAAGAAAACUUAUAGCUAUAAGUUUUCGCAGCAAAAAACUAAUUUAAGAACAUUCUGGUGAUCUGUAAAUAGUAUUUAUUAGAGUAAGUGAUGGUAGCAUUUAAACAGCUUAAUUGCUUAGCUUAUAUCUUAAUGUAAAAAAAUAUUUAUAUGAUAUUUAAAAUAUUGUUAUGGUUUUAAGCUACUAAUACGUGGAACGUACAUAAAUAAUUUCAAAUAAUUAUGUAUUUCAUAUGAGAACAGAUUUAUUUUACAAUAUGAAAGUAUUUCCAUGAUUUCUUAUUUAUUAGUAUUUAGUAAGUAAGUAGCGUUCCAUAAACUGCUUGAUGUAUAUUUUGUGGGUUGUUCCUAAUAUUUAGAAUGUUAGUAAAAACUACUUAUAGAAUUGUUUGAUCUAGAUAUAGCACAUAAGAAAGAUCUAUAAAUACGAAAGUAUUAGGUAUGUAAUCAACAAAAGUUUAAAGUUUGACGCAUCUCAAAUCCAGAUGAAAAGCAAAUUCUACUGUCAUUUUAACCAUAUUGCAAACCUAUAUUUUUGAAUAGUUAUUAUCUUUACGUUUAGUAUCAUUUCAUUUCACAGUUUUACUAAGCCUAUGGUCACCCUCUAUGAUGAAUUUGUAAUUUUUCAACUAUUCCACUUACUUAAACGUAUAUGUUAUUUGAAAAUUCAAAAUUUUCUUUUAAUCUAGAACGUUUAAGGAUAAAUAGUGUAGGCAUGUUAUUUGUUUAAUUGGCUUUCUCAAUAACUUUACCUUUAUUUCGAUGCUUUUGCGAAAUAGACUUGGUAAGGUUUUCUAAAUAUUAUAUUGUAUUGUCUUUACGCACAGUAUAUAAAUAUUUUUUAUAUAUGAAGUGUCACAUGAGACACUAUUUGACACUAUUAUAUUAAAACAUUGGAAAUUAACAAAUAUUGUUUUAAUUAUUGAAAUAAUAGUAGGAAUGGUUAAUAAUGAAAAUAAUCCAUGUGCCAAUAAUGGACAGGUUGUCUGUCUCGUAGCCAUAUUUUUUAUAGUGUAGUUGUAUAAAAUAAUAUUUUUCGAAUAUGUUAUUAUGUAUUCCAUUUUAUUGUAAAUCGAUGAUAAUAAAAAUUCAGUAAUUAAAA
This is a messenger RNA of Cydia strobilella, 1830 nucleotides long. RefSeq names its product protein drumstick (gene drm). Lineage: Eukaryota; Metazoa; Arthropoda; Insecta; Lepidoptera; Tortricidae. Gene Ontology annotation, cellular component: nucleus. The record is from RefSeq and is a predicted model, not a curated record. The transcript is spliced from 4 exons. Gene Ontology annotation, biological process: embryo development; regulation of transcription by RNA polymerase II. Gene Ontology annotation, molecular function: RNA polymerase II transcription regulatory region sequence-specific DNA binding; DNA-binding transcription factor activity, RNA polymerase II-specific. The coding region runs from base 258 to 500 and encodes 80 amino acids.